This is a messenger RNA of Adineta ricciae, 507 nucleotides long. The record is from the annotation of a GenBank genome assembly. NCBI's taxonomy places the organism in Eukaryota, Metazoa, Rotifera, Eurotatoria, Adinetida, Adinetidae.
AUGGAAGUUUAUCUUUUGCGUCACGCCGAGAGCGAAUAUAACGUCGAUCCAUUAAAUAACGAUUUUAUCGAUUGUUCAAUUACCAGCAAUGGUCAACAACAAGCAGCAAAUCUAGAUUUAUCUUCGUAUUCGUUUGACUUGAUCCUUUGUUCACCGUUGCGUCGAUGUCGCCAAACAGUUGAAUAUUCUUCACUUCUCAAAUCCACACCUCCACCUAAGUUUGAAGUUUGCUCUCUCUUACGCGAACAAAUCAAAGCUAAAUGCGAUCUACUCGAUGGAGAGCAAACUGAAGAGAUAUUUCCAGAGGAAACAGACGAAAGUGUAGACAAACGUGUCAACGAACUCAAAAACGAUUUAGCAAGCAAAUCUUCACUUUACAAACAAGUUCUGCUCGUUUCGCAUGCUGAUUUUCUUUGGAAUCUAACAUCCCAUGAAAUUCAAAAUGAGAAAUUCGGUCGAUGGUUAAACAAUUGUGAAUUUAUUUUCUGGAAAGUUUUCGAAACAUAA